GGGACGAGGUGAUCGUGCAUGGGGCGGGCUUCGCGACCUGAGAUCCUCGGUAGAGGCGGGCGGCGACGGGCUUCGUGGCCCGGCCACUGCCGGCGAUGGGUAGGGGCUCGCGGGGACUCCCGCGAAGUUUGGGAGCUACGGGUCCGAAGGGCAGGGGUCCGCCUCCCUCCCACUCCCGGCGCCGCACCAGCGCUGGAGGUUCCCAGCAGGUCGUCGCUGGGCCCUCGGAUGCCGCCGGGGCUGGGCCUGAACGCGGGAGAGCUCGGCGGCGGACCGGAGGAGCGUGGGAAGGAGAGAGAGCUGCGAAGGGGGGCGAGUGAUGGAGGGCCACUAGCAACGAGCCGGUCUCCGGCUGGAGUUACAGAGGGGCCAGAAAUAAAGCAGGAGGCGGGGCUGGGGCAGCGCUUGGCCCGACGGAGAAAGAAGACAAAAUCCUGUUGCGCGUUGAAACACCUGUUCUUCUCCAGUUCAGGAGUCCUGUUGGUGACGGGGGUGGCAGCUUUGCUCUGUUAGGGGUCAUAGACUUCUAGGCACAGCCUGUCAACUAGAACAUGUACGGAGACGUCAACGGGGACCAAAGCAGUGCAGCUGGCUUAACUCACACAAGCCUGUUUCCCCGCUGGAGUGUAGGCAGGGGGACAGCAAACAGGCAAACAGACUCCAGUGGAAGAGCACAUUCCCUACGGCCGCGGGUGAUGGUGGGUUCACUUAGCAGGUGCACGGGCUGUGGCCAUGGUGUGGGUCCCUGCUAAUGCUGUGGGUUGUAGACACAGCUCUCGCUCUCAGUUACAGUCUGACGUAUCUGCUAAAGUCAUGCUGAGAUUGUUUAAAGAAUGUGAUUCAGCCCCAGAAGCCUAAGGAUCAAGCUCUUUUUGGUUUAACCGGGGAUUUUUUUUUUUUUUCCUUUCGUGGAGCUACAAUUUACUCACAUAUAAAAAGGGAAGAAUAGAUCUGAGCUAUGGUUACUCUGGCAGAGAUAAAGGGUUGGAUAAAGUGAUAGCUCUGAUGUGCUGUGGGGUCUUCGCCUAAGAAGGGCUUUGUGAAAAGAAGCUGCGAAGAUGCCAUGUUUCCUGAGAGACUGGGAGUUGCAGGUGCACUUCAAAAUCCAUGGACAAGGGAAGAAGAAUCUACAUGGGGAUGGCUUGGCAAUCUGGUACACAAAGGAUCGGAUGCAGCCAGGGCCUGUGUUUGGAAACAUGGACAAAUUUGUGGGGCUGGGAGUAUUUGUAGACACCUACCCCAAUGAGGAGAAGCAGCAAGAGGCCCAGAAGAGGCGAUAUUCUCCAGGAGUCCAGCGGGUGUUCCCCUACAUCUCAGCCAUGGUGAACAAUGGCUCCCUCAGCUAUGAUCAUGAGCGGGACGGGCGGCCAACAGAGCUGGGGGGCUGUACGGCCAUUGUCCGCAAUCUCCAUUAUGACACCUUCCUUGUGAUUCGCUAUGUCAAGAGGCAUUUGACGGUAAUGAUGGACAUCGACGGCAAGCAUGAGUGGAGGGACUGCAUUGAGGUGCCCGGGGUCCGCCUGCCCCGGGGCUACUACUUUGGCACCUCCUCCAUCACCGGGGAUCUCUCAGACAACCAUGACAUCAUUUCCCUGAAGUUAUUUGAGCUGACGGUGGAGAGAACCCCAGAAGAGGAGAAGCUGCAUCGAGACGUGUUCUUGCCCUCGGUGGACAACAUGAAGCUGCCUGAGCUGACAGCCCCGCUGCCGCCCCUAAGUGGCCUGGCUCUCUUCCUCAUUGUCUUCUUCUCUCUGGUGUUUUCCGUGUUUGCCAUUGUCAUUGGGAUCAUACUGUACAACAAGUGGCAGGAACAGAGCCGGAAGCGUUUCUACUGAGCCCUCCUGCCGCCACCUCCGCUGUGGCUGUCCCCAUGAGGUGUGGGAGGGACAGGCGCUGGCCUGACCACACAGCCCAGUGGUCUUCUCCAUUCUUCAGCAGCCGGUCAGGGACUGUGUUCUGUCACUGGAGCUUUGAGUUCAGGGACACUGUAUUCCCAUGGUCAUCUGUGAGGACCUCUGACUCUGGUUCAGGAAGCCCACCCACCCCAGGGCAAUGCUGCUGUGAAGUGCCUUUCCCUGCAGUCCGUCCACUGGGAGCUCAGAGGGUGGAGAUAGGAUCUCCUGGUAUGAUGCCAAGAUCACAGAAAAGAACUUCAUAACCCAGGAUGCCUUGGUGUUGGACUCAGGACCCCCGUGCUUCUCACUUAAAUCUGCAAAGAAUGGAAAACUCCUCAUACCUUCCCUCCAUCCAUUCAUUGGUUUUUACUUUUGUCUAAGCCUCUGUCCACCUGAGCAGCUCUCCUUGGAAAUCUGGGUGGAAACUUCUCCCUCCUUUUACUGUCCUCUUCACAUGCAGCCUGAGAUCGAGAAGACCUUCCAUGCCUGUCUGUCGGAGCCAGGGCUGCAGAACAAACAUGUUGCACUGACCCUCAUUAGGUGUCCACAGGGAAGGCUUUCUGCUUUGGCCCGCUGCUCUAGCCUUUGCUUGUCUGUGUGGAUCCUGGAUCUGUUGGCGUGUUUGUGAUCUUCCCAAUGAGGCCCUUCCAUUCAGCCCUCAGUCUUGUUUGGCUGGAAGUUGGUGUGCAAGUCAAGAGAAGCUUGGAAGAUCCCGUGGAUGAGUGGGCUGAACUGUGACACUGACCUGCUCCAGGUUUUGACACCAGAAGCAACAUUUGCUGAGUGACCCGACCACAUGAAGAUGUUUCUGGACCAACUGGAGCCUGCUUAGCUGCAUGUUUUGUGUCUGUCAUGGUCUUUGGAAUCCUACUUUGAGUGUUCAAAAUGUAAGAAAACUUUUUUCUUAUA
Myotis brandtii (Brandt's bat) is the source of this 2804-nucleotide messenger RNA. RefSeq names its product lectin, mannose-binding 2-like (gene LMAN2L). Gene Ontology annotation, molecular function: D-mannose binding. NCBI's taxonomy places the organism in Eukaryota, Metazoa, Chordata, Mammalia, Chiroptera, Vespertilionidae. The record is from RefSeq and is a predicted model, not a curated record. Gene Ontology annotation, biological process: Golgi organization; endoplasmic reticulum to Golgi vesicle-mediated transport; endoplasmic reticulum organization. The transcript is spliced from 8 exons. The coding region runs from base 1059 to 1835 and encodes 258 amino acids. Gene Ontology annotation, cellular component: COPII-coated ER to Golgi transport vesicle; Golgi membrane; endoplasmic reticulum-Golgi intermediate compartment.